CUUAUAAAUCCUACUGCUCGACUCUUCUGAUGUGUUCUGUUCUCUUCUAUUUUCUGAACGAUGGCGUCUCUCUCACACCUCAACAAACUUCUAUGCGUUCCACCGCUCAACUCUUCAGCCUCUGUUUUGCCACCACGCUCGCUUGGGAUUUGGACCAAGCCCGUCGGAAGGCCGAGGAUGGUCGCCGAAUUAGCGACUUCAGCGUGGCGUGUCCGAGCGGUGACGAGCGAAGACGAGUGGGGCACGGAGAAGGAGGAGAAGGAGGAGGCGUACGGCGGUGGCGUGGCGGUGGAGGAGAAAGUGGCGGUGGAGCCGGAGACAGAGAACCUGAAGAAGGCUUUGGUGGGUUCGUUCUACGGCACGAAUCGUGGACUGAAGGCAACGAGCGAAACCAGAGCGGAGAUCGUGGAAUUGAUCACUCAGCUUGAGGCCAAGAACCCUACCCCUGCUCCAACCGACGCCUUGACUCUCCUCAACGGAAAAUGGAUUCUCGCGUAUACAUCCUUUGCAGGUUUAUUUCCGUUGUUGUCAAGUGGAACACUUCCGUUGGUCAAGGUGGAGGAAAUAUCUCAGACUAUCGACUCGGAAAAUUUCACUGUCCAAAACUCUGUUCAGUUCGCUGGUCCUUUGGCCACCACCUCAAUUAGUACAAACGCCAAAUUCGAUGUCCGAAGUCCAAAACGUGUUCAGAUCAAAUUUGAUGAAGGCAUCAUUGGCACACCACAGCUUACAGACUCGCUAGAGAUACCAGAAAAUGUGGAGUUUCUGGGUCAAAAGAUUGACCUUACACCUUUCAAAGGCAUCUUCACCUCUGUUCAAGACACAGCCUCAUCGGUUGCGAAAACAAUUUCAAGCCAGCCUCCCUUGAAGAUCCCAAUUUCCAAUAGCAAUGCUCAGUCCUGGUUACUCACUACAUACCUUGACCAAGAAUUGCGUAUCUCAAGGGCUGAUGGUGGCAGUGUCUUUGUUCUCAUCAAAGAAGGAAGCUCUCUUUUAACAAUUUAAACAGAUUAAACUACUUUACUUCGGAUUAAUAUCCAGUUAAUGUUCCUAAAUAAGUAAAGGAUCUGAGCUAUAUAUACAAUGAUUAUGAAUACAUAU
Molecule: messenger RNA, 1101 nt
Organism: Vigna umbellata (rice bean)
Lineage: Eukaryota; Viridiplantae; Streptophyta; Magnoliopsida; Fabales; Fabaceae
Product: plastid-lipid-associated protein, chloroplastic-like
Source: RefSeq, a predicted model, not a curated record